CUCUCAUCAUCUUCCACUCCUCUUCUCUUCUUCCUCUUCUUCAGUGUCAGCCCCGACUUUUCUCCUCCUUUCCUUCUCACCGGUCUUCCCAUCCUUUCAAUUCCCGACCUUUCUCGCUUCUCACCCAGCGCUUCUGUCUGUAUUUCAGUUUAGAAUUUGUCUUCAUACCCCCCCAACAAAAUGUCUGAGAACAAGGAAUUCACCUUCCAGGAGGUGUCUGGCCACAACACCAAGAAGGAUCUUUACAUGGUCAUCCACGACAAGGUCUACGACUGCACUUCUUUCGUCGAUGAGCACCCCGGUGGUGAGGAAGUCCUGCUCGAUGUUGGUGGCCAGGAUGCCACCGAGGCUUUCGAAGACGUUGGUCACAGUGACGAGGCUCGCGAGAUCCUGGACGGUCUCCUCGUCGGUAACCUCAAGCGCGUGGCUGGCGACCCCGCUCCCCGUUCUCACGCCCAGGCUACUACCAACGCCUCCUCCAGCUCCGGCAGCUCCACCGGUCUCGGUGUUGGCCUCUAUGCCUUCCUUGUCGUCGGUGGUGCCAUCGCCUACGGUGCUUACCAGUACUUGAACGCCGCUGCUGAAUCCCAGUAGAGAAAGAUAGAUAACGGGGAACAAGAAAAACAAAAAAUAAAAAAUAAUUAAGAACGAACUUUUCAACACGACCUUGCGUUUUUCUUAAACGUACGACCAUCUCGGUGUGCUUUCCGUUCGGCAUCGGGUGGGUUGCUUGGUGAUAUCCGCUGCAGAUACUGCUUUAAUUGUUUGUUAUCUUGGGAUUUGCGAAAUUCAAAGACCGAAGACUUUUGGAACUGUUAUGAUUAUAAUCAUUUCGUGCCUCUGCGAUGUAGUAGAAGGGGCUCCGUUUGCUUCUUUACCUUAUCGUUCAGUUUAAAUAAUAGAUCGCGCUCUAUCUUACUGGUCUGGCUUUCUUUUGUUACAUACUCGUGUGCAAAGAGCACCAUUCAAUGUCCUUAUCACGAUAGCCAUAUAGAACUAUAGUUCAAUUGUAUGUAUUACGAUGGAAUAUAAAAAAAAAAAAUAGGAAAAAAACGGCCGUAAUACUCGUUAUACACAGAAAUAGGUAUAUA
This is a messenger RNA of Aspergillus pseudotamarii, 1091 nucleotides long. Its product is annotated as cytochrome b5-like heme/steroid binding domain-containing protein. The transcript is spliced from 4 exons. NCBI's taxonomy places the organism in Eukaryota, Fungi, Ascomycota, Eurotiomycetes, Eurotiales, Aspergillaceae. Bases 181 to 594 code for a protein of 137 amino acids. Gene Ontology annotation, cellular component: endoplasmic reticulum membrane; intracellular membrane-bounded organelle. Gene Ontology annotation, biological process: sterol biosynthetic process. The record is from RefSeq and is a predicted model, not a curated record. Gene Ontology annotation, molecular function: heme binding.